Haliaeetus leucocephalus (bald eagle) is the source of this 2123-nucleotide messenger RNA. RefSeq names its product prokineticin receptor 1 (gene PROKR1). Gene Ontology annotation, molecular function: neuropeptide Y receptor activity. The coding region runs from base 184 to 1377 and encodes 397 amino acids. The transcript has 2 exons. The record is from RefSeq and is a predicted model, not a curated record. Gene Ontology annotation, biological process: neuropeptide signaling pathway. Lineage: Eukaryota; Metazoa; Chordata; Aves; Accipitriformes; Accipitridae. Gene Ontology annotation, cellular component: membrane.
CAGAGGGAGAUAAAUGAGGCUGUUGCUCUAUAAUCUUAUGGGGAUGAAGACAAGGUGACUCACUGCUCAAAAGGAAACUUUGGAUGAGGUCUCUCGCCUGCCACUGUCGUGCCCUGCCAUACUGGGUAAUUCUAACACAAAACUAAGGGCCAGCCAAGCCACACGUGUCAAAAGAAGACAGACAUGGCCAUGGAGCAAGCAGAGCAUAACCCAAAUGCUACUGUCAACCUCAACUUUGCUGCAAUCUACAAUCUCCACAAUGGGGAUUUAACCUCCUUGCGAAACUUCUCCUUCCCUUUCAAUUUCAGUUACAGCGAUUACGACCUGCCACUGGACAGCGAAGACGACAUGACCAAAACCCGCACCUUCUUUGCAGCCAAGAUUGUGAUCGGGGUGGCUCUGGUUGGCAUCAUGCUGGUCUGUGGCAUCGGCAACUUCAUCUUCAUUGCUGCUCUCGCCCGCUACAAGAAGCUACGAAACCUCACCAACCUGCUGAUUGCCAACCUGGCCAUCUCAGACUUCAUUGUGGCUAUCGUGUGCUGCCCCUUUGAGAUGGACUACUACGUGGUGCGGCAACUGUCCUGGGAGCAUGGCCAUGUCCUCUGUGCCUCAGUCAACUACCUACGGACCGUCUCCCUCUAUGUUUCUACCAAUGCUCUCCUGGCUAUAGCUGUUGACAGGUAUCUGGCCAUUGUUCACCCACUGAAACCACGCAUGAAUUAUCAAACAGCAACCUUCUUAAUUGCCUUGGUCUGGAUUGUCUCCAUACUUGUAGCUAUCCCAUCUGCAUACUUUGCUACUGAAACGGUGUUAUUUAUAGUGAAAAACCAAGAGAAAAUUUUCUGUGGUCAAAUUUGGCCGGUUGACCAGCAGAUGUACUACAAAUCAUACUUCCUUUUCAUCUUUGGCAUUGAAUUUGUUGCACCUGUGAUGACAAUGACCUUGUGUUAUGCCAGGAUCUCUCGGGAGCUUUGGUUUAAAACUGUACCAGGAUUUCAGACGGAACAGAUCAGAAAGAGACUUCGAUGCAGAAGAAAAACUGUUAUGGUACUGAUGUGCAUCCUGAUUGCCUAUGUUCUCUGCUGGGCACCUUUCUACGGCUUCACAAUUGUCCGUGACUUUUUCCCCACCAUCUUUGUGAAAGAGAAGCAUUAUCUUACUGCUUUUUACAUAGUUGAAUGCAUUGCUAUGAGUAACAGCAUGAUAAACACCAUGUGUUUUGUAACUGUAAAAAAUAACACCAUGAAAUACUUCAAGAAGAUCAUGUUGCUCAGAUGGAGAUCAACAUAUAAUGGAAGCAAAUCUAGCACAGAUUUAGACCUGAGAACAAGUGCAAUGCCGGUCACAGAGGAAGUAGACUGCAUAAAACUGAAAUAAAUUUUCUGCAGUUCUAAUCUCCCAUAUUUUGAAGAGGGGGUAAAAAGGAAACAAUGCCUCCUCAGAAGCUUCUCCCUUGUCUGUGGGAAUAUCCACCAUUGGUGAGAGGCCUUAAAAAGCAGCCUCCCAUGCAUUUCCACCAGAACUCUUUUCACUGGACUGCUGUAUAAUCCCAUGACUCAGACUGAUGCUGUGCUUCAGUUCACCCAUCUGUAAACUUCAGAUGUAGACACUCAUUUUAGAGUUAAGAUGAACAAAAAAGUCUAUGAAUGCAUUGAAACAUAUUAUAAUGAUGGAAGAGUUGAUUGCUGAUCCUAGCAAUGAUGCUUCUUUGUUUCUUCUUCAGAGAAAUCUCUUAACCCCUUCGAGCUUAUCAUUUGUACCUUUAAGCUCUUUAGUGUCCUUUUCCUUCUGCUCACAAGAGGAAGGAUGGCAAAAAGCCCAUUAUGCUUCAUGUCAGUCUUCAUGCUCUCAGUUUACUCCUCAUGAUGAAGCUCCUUGAAGUCUACAGACCACCAGCUUUCUAUUGUCCAAUGUGCAGCAUACUCUUAGGAAAGGCACAUUCUCUAAAAAGCUAAAUACUGCUUCAUGGCCUAGUGAAAACCUCAAGUCUCUUCCUGUGACACCUUGUUUAAGAAUGUUGUUUAAGAAUCAAUAUUCCACUCUGUAGUUUAUGUAGAGUGUUACUCUUUCAUUAUGUAUUUGGAAAUGGCACAGCUACAUAUUGAAGGGACCUGUUCCCUUCC